AUGUUCCCCGGUGACUCUACCGACUCUACUCCCCACCAGUACCACCAGUACACCAUGGAGGAGGACGGCUUCCACUCCAUCUCCUGGGACGAUGCCCCGCCGGCUCGCGCCGCUGCCGGUUUCGCCGACAUGUCAGCCGUGGGCGCCGCAGACGACGACGACGAUGACGGUUUCGACAAGAUCUCCGCCACCUCGCCGCUGCACGAGGAAGCCCCAGAGCAGCCCUCCACCUCACGGCCGCCCCAGCCCCAGACGCACACUGCUGCCCGGGGAGCAGCACCGGAACUCGACAUUGAUGACUUGUGGGGCGGCAGGUGGAUGUCUGUCACAGUCUCGGAUCCCGUCAAGGAGCAUGAGGGCAGCAAGGACAUGUACGUGUCGUACGCUGUCAAGACUCAGACGAACCUGCCGACGUUUGAGAAGCCGUCAGCCAGCGUACGCCGUCGCUUCCAAGACUUUGUCUUCCUCCGUGACCACCUCGCCAAGAGCUUUCCGGCUUGCGUGAUCCCGCCCAUCCCCGACAAGCACAGGUUAGGUGAGCUGCUGCCUCGGUGCUCUGUAGCUGACAUGGCAGAGUACAUCAAGGGUGAUCGCUUCUCGUCCGAGUUUGUGGAGAAGCGCAGACUGGACCUGCAGCGCUUCGUCGACCGAUUGGCCAAGCACCCGAUCCUGCGCCGGAGCAAGCUCGUAUGCGACUUCUUGUCGAGCGAGAACUGGUCGGUCGCCAAGCACAAGCACCUCGCAAACCCGCCGCCCGAUUCCCACACGUCUCUGAUGGAUUCUCUGAGCGACACACUCGUGAAUGUGUUCACACGCGUGCGCAAGCCCGACCCGCGCUUCGUCGAGAUGACGGACAAUCUCGAACGAUUCGAGGAUGGAAUGAGCCAGAUCGAGCGCCUGGUCACGCGGAACAAGAACCGCGGAGAUGAUCUUGCUGCGGACUACCAGGACAUGGCUGCGGCGUACCAGGGCCUCGGCUACCUCGAGAGCGGAAUCACGGAGCCGCUGAACCGGUUCGCGGAGAAGAUGCUCGACUUCUCCACCCUGCUCAAGCACCAGAACCAGGCGGCGUUAGAGCCCUUCCUCCAGCAGACGCACUCGCUGCUGGCGUACUCGGCCGCUCAUCGUGCCACGAUCAAGCUCCGCGACCAGAAGCAGCUCGACUUUGAGGAGCUCGGCGCCUACCUUUCGGCCGUCGUCAGUGAGCGCGAUCGUCUCGCUGCCCUCAACUCGGGUCAUGCGGGCGGUCCCGUGGGACUCGGCACAUACUUGCGUGACCAGGUCGAUAAGCUGCGCGGCACCGAUGACAUCCACACACGCCGCGAGCGCAUGCGCAAGCUCGACGGCAAGAUCCAUGAGCUGCAAGAGGCCGUGACGGCAGCAAACGACACGUCGAACAGUUUCUCAGACGAGGUGCUGAAGGAGCACGAAAUCUUCGAGCUCUCAAAGCAGCAGGAAAUGAAGGAGCUCCUGAAGCGGUAUGCGGAUGGGCAGGUCGAGAUGCUCCAGCGCGCAAUGGAUGACUGGGACAGGCGUAUCCGGGUCGAGGUCUAG
Trichosporon asahii var. asahii CBS 2479 is the source of this 1554-nucleotide messenger RNA. RefSeq lists its product as uncharacterized. Gene Ontology annotation, cellular component: phagophore assembly site. The transcript is spliced from 5 exons. Gene Ontology annotation, molecular function: phosphatidylinositol binding. The coding region runs from base 1 to 1554 and encodes 517 amino acids. Lineage: Eukaryota; Fungi; Basidiomycota; Tremellomycetes; Trichosporonales; Trichosporonaceae. The record is from RefSeq and is a predicted model, not a curated record. Gene Ontology annotation, biological process: autophagy; cytoplasm to vacuole targeting by the Cvt pathway.